GAAGGGGAAAUUCCCUCCGCUGAUUGUGGCCGACCUGUUUAAAAGGCCUGCAGGUCGACACAGGCAGCCAGAACAACUGACGAGCUCAGCCAAGCACACAAACACAACUCCUCCUCGACGGACCGCGGCAGAAUCCUCACCAAUUCAGAUUUAAAAAAAAAAGAAAAAAAAGAUGGAAUACAACAUGGAGUGCAACAUGAGCGAGAUGUGGAGCAACAAGAUGCCCCAGGGACUGGACCUGGAGAUCUCCCACCAUCCCAUGACCAUGAGGCGCGUGGUCAACCUCAUCAUCGCCAUGGAGAGGCUGCGGGCCGGCGCCGGGUCCGAGCCGCUGGGCACCGAGUUCAGGGACGAAAACCUGCUCAGCGUCAUGCUGGAGAGCAUCGUGGAAGAACACAUUGUGUUUGAGCGAAGUUCGUCUCCGCCGGAUCAGUUCAGCAGGACGGGCGUGCACCGGUGCAGCGUGACCGACGAGCAGAAGAGGAACUUCGUUCUGGUCCGAAACAGCAUGGAGCUCCACGCGGUGAUGCUGCAGGGAGGCAGUGACAACCGCAAAGUUAACCUGAACAUGUCGACCUACGUGCACCCUUCGCCCAGCACCGAGGCCAGACCCGUCGCUCUGGGCAUCAGGGGCACAAAUCUCUACCUGUCGUGCCAACAGGAAGAUGGCGUGCCAACGCUGCAUCUGGAGGAGGUGGAGGACAAAAGCAGUCUGCUGGCAAUCAGCGGGGAGAGCGACAUGGUGCGAUUUCUGUUCUACAAACGCGACUCCGGCGUGAACAUCAGCACCCUCAUGUCCGCCCGCUUCCCCAACUGGUACAUCAGCACGUCGGAGCAAGACAACAAGCCGGUGGAGAUGUGCCAGGAGAGCGCCCAGCGCUACCAGACCUUCAGCAUCCAGCGUCAGAUUUAAAAACCUCCUCAAAGACGACCCAAAGUGGAAGGUGGAAUGGGGCACUGAACAAAAGUGUGAAAUAAUCUGCACCUCAGCUAUUUUUGAAUAAUCUGCAAAAAAGAUGUAAUUUAAACAAAAGAUGGAAAGACUUCUGCAAGUUAUACAGACUGUCUAUUUUACUGUAUGUACCAAGUACAUAAGGUGACAUGCUUAGUGUGUUGGCAUAGUCAAGUUUCACCACAAGGUGGCAUCGUUGUGCUGUCUGGUGAGCACCCUGCGUAUUUACAUGCUUUUAAUCUAUUUAUUUAUUUAUCUAUCUAUUUAUCCGGCUUUUUAACACGUGUAUUUAUUUUUUUGAAAUCUGCUUUCUAACAAUUAUUUAAAUGAUGUAACACAAAUGCUUUAAUAAAAGCCUCAUAACUUA
Molecule: messenger RNA, 1319 nt
Organism: Scophthalmus maximus (turbot)
Lineage: Eukaryota; Metazoa; Chordata; Actinopteri; Pleuronectiformes; Scophthalmidae
Product: interleukin-1 beta
Exons: 5
Coding region: 173-913 (246 amino acids)
Biological process (GO): cellular response to lipopolysaccharide; immune response; macrophage chemotaxis
Molecular function (GO): cytokine activity
Source: RefSeq, a predicted model, not a curated record